Priapulus caudatus is the source of this 623-nucleotide messenger RNA. RefSeq names its product neurogenin-1-like. The record is from RefSeq and is a predicted model, not a curated record. Lineage: Eukaryota; Metazoa; Priapulida; Priapulimorpha; Priapulimorphida; Priapulidae. Gene Ontology annotation, molecular function: protein dimerization activity. The annotation marks the transcript as partial. The transcript has a single exon.
CCCCGGAUGGAACCGACGACGCUACACGCAUCCCCGCGCGACGCUGCCGACGGCAUGUUCUCCCCGCAGCCGACCACGGCCGACGACAACGACGUCGGCAGCGUGUUCGACUCGCCGCCGACGGACAAGCAGCGGAAGACGCGUGGCGCGCGGACGCGCCGGAAGGAGAAGAACCCUGUGCUGGUGAAGAAGGUGAAGAGGCAGAGAAGACAGAAGGCGAACGAUCGAGAGAGGAACCGCAUGCACGGUCUGAACGAUGCGUUGGAAGGGCUGCGAUGCGUUCUGCCGACGUUCCCCGACGAGUCGAAACUGACGAAGAUCGAAACGCUCCGAUUCGCCUAUAACUAUAUCUGGACUCUAUCUGAGACGCUGAACGAAUUCGAAGCAGGAGGAGGAGGAGGAGGAGCGGGAGCGGGAGGGGGAGGGGUUGAAAAUCUCGAGGCUAUGCGGUCGCUGUUCGAUCGUGCUGCCCCCUGGAUGCGCGCGCCGGCCGACGUCUGCGACGGCGGUCCGUCGCCGCACCACCAGAGGUCGCCCUACGCGCCCGAGUACGCGACGUACGACGCAGCGCAGCGCCCCCUAUCGGCGUACAGUGUGUCGUCGGCAUACACGGACUCGGCGAU